UCCGCAGGCGUACCGGUGGUAGCUUAAGCUUCACCGGUAGGCUACCACUCAAGGCAAAGUGGCAUUUUUCGUCUCUGAUAAGUGAUGGCAAAAUAUACGUCACAAUUCCCAUUUUUCAGAGUAGCUUCACCCGCAGGCAAGCCACAAUUCUCGGCGAUGACUUUUGAAUUCCAGUCUCUUCUUUGCGCUCUGAACUGACUCAAGCCUUGACGCUUGCUUGACGGUCUGAACUCAGAACAGCUAAAUAUUGAUAACUGUAACAAGAGGAAGUAUUAAAUGGUCGAGUGAGAAAAGAUAACCCUAGAAUUUCGAAUUCGCAGCAAGUUAACAAUGGAGGAGAAGGCUAACGGUCCGAUUGAAGGAGAAGAAAGUCGCCGGCCGGUUAUUGAUGGGCCGACCAAUCCUAUGGUGACGCCUCUGCUUUCAGAUCUUUAUCAGUUCACCAUGGCAUAUGCAUACUGGAAAGCUGGCAAGCAUAACGAACGAGCUGUGUUUGAUUUAUAUUUUCGGAAGAACCCCUUUGGUGGUGAAUAUACAGUUUUUGCUGGCCUUGAAGAGUGCAUAAGGUUCAUUGCUAAUUUUAGAUUUUCAGAGGAUGAAAUUGCUUUCAUCCAAGCAUCCUUGCCUAAAACUUGUGAGGUUGGCUUCUAUGAUUAUCUAAGAGGAAUUGAUUGUUCUGAUGUUGAAGUAUGUGCUGUUCCGGAGGGUUCUGUUGUUUUCCCAAAGGUACCUCUCCUGAGAGUUGAAGGGCCAAUUGCGGUAGUUCAACUGCUGGAAACUCCAUUUUUGAAUCUUAUAAAUUAUGCCUCCUUAGUUGCCACAAAUGCUGCAAGGCAUCGUUUUGUUGCUGGAAAGUCAAAACUUCUACUUGAGUUUGGGCUUCGACGGGCACAGGGGCCUGAUGGUGCAAUAGGGGCAUCAAAGUACUGUUAUAUGGGAGGAUUUGAUGCAACAAGCAAUGUUGAAGCUGGGAGGUUAUUUGGGAUACCUCUUCGUGGUACACAUUCCCAUGCUUUUGUUAGCUCAUUCAUGAGCCCUGAUGAGAUUAUGGAGAAAUCACUUCCAAGUCAUGAUGGUACAAGUACUUGUGAGGAUUUUGUUAGUCUGGUGCAAACAUGGUUAGGCAAAAUAAAGUGGUCAAGUUUACUGCAUGGCAUUUUUGGUGAGACAAAUCAGAGUGAGUUAGCAGCUUUUGCCUCAUAUGCCCUUGCAUUCCCCAACAAUUUUCUAGCUCUGGUAGACACGUAUGACGUUAUGAAAAGUGGGAUUCCUAAUUUUUGUGCAGUUGCUCUCGCACUCAAUGAUUUGGGGUAUAAAGCAGUGGGCAUUAGAUUAGACUCUGGUGACCUUGCAUAUUUGUCUUCUGAGGCUCGCAAGUUCUUUAACUCUAUCAAGGAGGAAUUCAAUGUUCCUUGUUUUGGAAAGAUGAGCAUUACUGCUAGUAAUGACAUCAAUGAGGAAACUCUGGAUGCUUUAAACAAGCAGGGCCAUGAAAUUGAUGCAUUUGGUAUUGGAACUUAUCUGGUGACAUGCUAUGCUCAAGCUGCUUUAGGUUGUGUCUUCAAGCUUGUUGAAAUAAAUAAUCAGCCUCGCAUCAAGCUUUCUGAAGACAUUUCGAAGGUCUCUAUUCCUUGCAAAAAACGGUGUUACAGACUGUAUGGGAAAGAAGGUUACCCCCUUGUAGAUAUAAUGACAGGGGACAGUGAACCACCUCCAGAGGUGGCAGAACGCAUUCUGUGUCGUCACCCCUUUAAUGAAUCUAAGAGAGCAUAUGUGGUGCCACAGCGUGUUGAGGAGCUUCUGAAGUGUUACUGGCCAGGGAAACCAGAUGAAGCUAGAGUAAAAUUACCACCUCUCAAGGAGAUCAGGGAGCGUUGCAUCAAACAGCUGGAGCAAAUGCGGCCUGACCACAUGAGGAGAUUGAAUCCAACACCAUACAAGGUUAGUGUAAGUGCAAAGCUCUACGACUUUAUUCAUUUCCUAUGGCUCAAUGAAGCGCCUGUCGGGGAGUUGCAGUGAAUCUCACGGUACAACUGGAGGAGUUUCUUCCAUGUUAUAGUUUGCAUGCAUUUGAUUUUGACGUGUAAAACCACAAGAAUUGUUUCUCUUUUUGACUUGUACAAUGUUAGUAGUAAAGAACGUGUAAGUUUCUAGCAUAUUAUUCUGCAAGAAGUAGCUGGCCGAAUGAUUACUCCA
Diospyros lotus (date-plum) is the source of this 2196-nucleotide messenger RNA. Its product is annotated as nicotinate phosphoribosyltransferase 2-like. The coding region runs from base 331 to 2019 and encodes 562 amino acids. The record is from RefSeq and is a predicted model, not a curated record. Gene Ontology annotation, molecular function: nicotinate phosphoribosyltransferase activity. Gene Ontology annotation, biological process: NAD+ biosynthetic process. The transcript is spliced from 15 exons. NCBI's taxonomy places the organism in Eukaryota, Viridiplantae, Streptophyta, Magnoliopsida, Ericales, Ebenaceae.